AUGUCUGGCCAGCAGCAGCACUUCUACCCGCCUCCUCCCGGCGCAGGCGCAGGACAAGCGCCGCCGCCGCCCCAGCAGCAGCAAUACGCUCCGCCUCCGCAGCAGUAUCAGUCGCCGCCCCAGCACCAGCAUCAAUAUGCGCCGCCUCCGACUUCACCUCCCGCGAACCAGACACAGUUCUACCCGCCUCCUCAGGGAACGCCGGGACAGGCGCCCAGCUAUGCUCCUCCGCCCCAGCAUACGCCGUCUCCCCAGAUCCAGCAGCCCUCGCCGGGCCAUUACCCCCCUCCUCCCGGGAGCCAGCCUCCGCAGCACCAGCACCAGCAUUCGCAAUCGCAGCAGCUGAACUUGGCCGUGCGUCCAGCGGCGACUCCCGACUCUGGCCACUACCAGCAGCAGGUGCAAUCGCCGCCACCGCCGCAGCAAAUACAACAGCAGCAGCAGCAUCAGUAUCAGCCUCAACCGCAGCAGCAACAAGCACCGCCUCAGUUUUCUCCUCCUCCCUUCCCUCAGCAGCAGCAGAAUGCUCCAUAUCCCCAGGAGAAGCCGCCUGUCCAGACGACACCACCCCAAGCCGGUGGAGCUCCGCCGCCGACCAACUUUGUUGGGGCUGUCGCGACAACCGAUGAUGUUGGCACCUUUAAUGGGGGAAGCUAUCGCAUCAGCCAUCGCGAUACUAAUACGAUUUUGACUAUUCAGUUGGCCAUGGGCGCCCCGUUGCAUGCGAAGCCAGGUGCCAUGGUCGCCAUGUCUCCCACAAUCACCCUCAAGGGUAAUGUCAAGUUUAGCGUCAAGAAGAUCAUUGCGGGCGGAGAGAUCGCCAGCUCUACUUACACAGGGCCGGGAGAACUCAUUCUCGCGCCCGCCUCUUUGGGAGACAUUACGAGCAUAAGAUUGAGCGGCAAGGAGCAGUGGUCGGUGGGACACGACGCCUAUUUGGCCUCUACCCAGGCUGUCGUCAAAGACUACAAGCGGCAAGGUCUGGGAAAGGCCAUCUUCAGCGGCGAGGGUCUGUUUGUCUACAAGAUGUCUGGAACCGGUCUGCUCUGGGUUUCGAGUUUUGGCGCCAUUAUCAGGAAAGAUCUUCAACAAGGCGAAAAGUACAUUGUAGACAACGGUCACCUUGUGGCGUGGAAUACGAGCUACGUCCUGGAGCGGGUAGCCUCUGGCGGCAUUAUUUCUGGCCUUUCUUCCGGAGAAGGCCUUGUCUGCAAGUUUACUGGUCCUGGCACCGUGUUCCUGCAGACCAGAAACCCGAAGGAGUUUGCCGCCUUUAUUGGCGGCAUCGCCCCUCAGAACGCCUAA
Molecule: messenger RNA, 1305 nt
Organism: Trichoderma aggressivum f. europaeum
Lineage: Eukaryota; Fungi; Ascomycota; Sordariomycetes; Hypocreales; Hypocreaceae
Exons: 5
Coding region: 1-1305 (434 amino acids)
Source: RefSeq, a predicted model, not a curated record